AUGAUGGGCGGCCUUAAUAUCAUGUCUCAGUAUACAGACUACUUCCAGUUGACCACUGCUACACGUUCCCUCAAUGUCGCAACCAUCUAUAUCGGCGGGUGCAUCGCUUGCUUGUUCUGGGGCUGGAUCACAGACAAAUACGGCCGACGUAAUAGGGGCACGAGAAAGAGGCUGAUCAUCACCGGCACCUGUGCGCUGUUCUCCAUGGUAAUGGGAAAUACACUUGUGACCUACGAGAUCGGGAAAGUGCUGGACCAUGCCGGACUUACCGACCCGAAACAGCAGCUCCUCAUCAACUUGGGUCUGAACUGCUGCACGCUGAUCGUUUCCAUCAUGGGCAGCUUCUAUACAGAUAGGCUGGGAGCCAAGUCGGCGGCUUUGGUCUCAACGGGUGGGCUCACCGUCAGCUUGUUCAUAAUCGGUGCCUUGACGAAGACCUAUGGGGAAACAGACUACCAGCCUGGUAUUUACGCAUCAGUGGCUAUGAUUUUCGUCUUCACCGCAUGUUUCGGUUUCGGUUGGAUCCCCAUUCUGUUCCUCAUACCCGCUGAGAUGUUAAACUUCAGCAUUCGUGCCUGGGGCAUGAGUAUGUUCAGCUUUGUGAUCUGUGUGACAGGCAUUUGGGGCAACUUCGCAUUUCUUUUCGCGCUGGAGAUUAUCGGUUGGAAGCUUUACAUCAUUAACGGGGCUUGGAAUAUCGGCAUGUUCGCAUUCAUCGCAUGGUACUGGGUUGAAGUCCGGGGCAAGACGCUCGAGGAAAUCGACGCGCUGAUCGAUGGGAAAAAGCAUUCGGACGUCCCUGAUCUUGAGCUGGUAAUACGUGGGACUGUGGAUGGGAGGUGGAAAGACAAAUUUGCCGGGUGCCUGACAGCUAGUUGCUUCCGGGAAGGUGACGCACAUCUUCAGGAUCGAUGA
Molecule: messenger RNA, 915 nt
Organism: Diaporthe batatas
Lineage: Eukaryota; Fungi; Ascomycota; Sordariomycetes; Diaporthales; Diaporthaceae
Exons: 2
Coding region: 1-915 (304 amino acids)
Biological process (GO): transmembrane transport; carbohydrate transport
Cellular component (GO): membrane
Molecular function (GO): carbohydrate:proton symporter activity
Source: RefSeq, a predicted model, not a curated record